This is a messenger RNA of Austrofundulus limnaeus, 4655 nucleotides long. It is a transcript of the gene stk10, whose product is annotated as serine/threonine kinase 10. Lineage: Eukaryota; Metazoa; Chordata; Actinopteri; Cyprinodontiformes; Rivulidae. Gene Ontology annotation, molecular function: ATP binding; protein serine/threonine kinase activity. The record is from RefSeq and is a predicted model, not a curated record. Gene Ontology annotation, biological process: protein phosphorylation.
GUGCGUAAAACUCCCUGCACAAGGAUCCAUAUCAGAUAAUUGCUGUUUUUUUUCCUUCAGUUUAUUUAGUUUAUUUUCAUUGAACUGAAGUUGACUCAGAAUCAUGCCUUUCGGAAAGUUGAGUAAAAUCCUCCGGAUUGAUACUAAAAAGAAAGUCAAGCAGUACGAGCACGUCCACCGGGACAUCAACCCCAAUGACAUUUGGGAGAUAGUUGGAGAGCUGGGCGAUGGAGCGUUUGGAAAAGUCUACAAGGCCAAGCACAAGGAGACUGGCGCUCUGGCUGCAGCCAAAGUGAUCGAAACAAAAUGUGAUGAGGAGCUGGAGGACUACAUUGUUGAGAUCGACAUCCUGGCUAAAUGCAACCAUCCCUACAUUGUCAAGCUGCUCGACGCUUUUUAUCAUGAAAACAAGCUCUGGAUCAUGAUUGAGUUCUGCGCUGGAGGUGCAGUGGAUGCCAAUAUGCUAGAGCUGGAUCGAGGGCUAACAGAGCCACAGAUUAAAGUGGUUUGUCGGCAGAUGCUGGAGGCUCUGGUUUACCUCCACAACCAAAAGAUCAUUCACAGAGACCUGAAGGCUGGUAACAUCCUCCUCACGCUGGAUGGAGACAUAAAACUUGCUGAUUUUGGUGUGUCUGCAAAAAAUAACAGAACCCUGCAAAGAAGAGAUACUUUUAUUGGAACCCCAUACUGGAUGGCUCCAGAGGUGGUGAUGUGUGAGACAACAAAGGAUGCUCCGUAUGAUUACAARGCUGACAUCUGGUCUUUAGGAAUUACUCUGAUUGAGCUUGCACAGAUCGAGCCCCCACACCAUGAACUCAACCCCAUGAGGGUCCUCCUGAAGAUCGCAAAGUCUGAACCUCCCACCCUGGAACAGCCAUACAAAUGGUCAAAGGAUUUUAACGAUUUCUUGAGGAAAGCUUUGGACAGAAACCCAGAAACUCGUCCAACUGCAUCACAACUCUUAGAGCACCCUUUUGUGAAAACGGCGACGUCGAACCGUCCUCUGUUGGAGCUGGUGGCUGAGGCCAAUGCUGAGGUCAUGGAGGAAAUUGAAGACAAUAGAGAGGAAGGAGAGGACGACGACAUCAUGGAGCUCACUGAGUCUCCAGACAAGGAGCCAUGUCAUCGAAGUCAGACCAGUUUGGAGGGAGACCAGUCCCCAGAYAUCUCAAGCCCCACCACACCCUGCUCAACUUCCCCGACGCCUUUCCCCAGGAGAGGGGCUCAGUCAGAGUCACCCCCAGAUGACCAUCUACACUCAGUCAUGGGACUUCCUGGUUCUCCGUCACGCCAAAUUCACUUUCAAGGAGAUUCAGAGGAGGUGGGCGACAGGCUGAUUGAUGAGGGUGUUCUUGAGGUGGAGAAAUCUGAGAGUGAAGCUUCGACUAAGACUUUCAGUUCAGAUUCAGGUAUUGAAGAUGGGAAGACUACCCCAACACUGGAGGACGAAAAGUUUGUUGUAGAGACUCCAGAAGCUACUAAAAGGUCACAAUCUCUCCCUGAAAGUGAGAAGUCAAAAYGUGUUAGUGCCACCAUAGAUCAUUUGACAGAGGAUGAAAGCAACUCUGGGAGUCAAAUGGAAUGGCCGUCUCCAAACUCGAGUCGUUCUGUCACUCCCGCGCCUACUCCCACGCCSUCCUUCGCUACCACACCAGUACCCRUGGCCAGACGGGGCCCAAAUGACAACAAAAGUAAGGGCACUGCGGAGCGAGCAUCARUGGAAGGAAACUCUGGGUCCAACUCGCCUCUUCUGAAUGGAAGGAGUAACAACAAAGUGUACAAGCAYACAGGCAGCCUUGCAUCAGAGCUAAUGGCACUCAGCACAGAGCCCGUCUCCGUGUCUGCAAGGGCCUUUUCCAGUAAGACUCUAAAGCGGACGAGGAAGUUUGUCGUUGAUGGCGUGGAAGUGAGUGUGACCACCUCCAAAAUCAUUCGGGAUGAUGAGAAGAAAGAUGAGGAGAUGAGAUUUCUGAGACGGCAGGAGCUGCGGGAGCUUCGUCUGCUGCAGAAGGAAGAGCAACGAAAUCAGGCUGAUCUGCACGCCAAACUGGAAUCCCAGAAAGAACAAAUGCUGAAACGCUUCGAUCAGGAAAUGAAUGCCAAAAAGAAGCAGCAUGAUACGGAGCUAGAAAACAUGGAGAAGACCCAUAAGCAGACUAUUGAGAAAAUGGAGGCAGACCACAACGUUAAACUCAAGGAAGAGACCAAGCGCAUCAAGGCCGAGCAGGAGAGAGACUACCAUAAGUUCCUGGAGCAGUUAAAACAUAAGAAGAAAGAGGUGAAACAGUCAGUUGAUAAGUUGCCGCGAAACCAACGGAAAGAGACCAUGAAACAGAUGAUGUUGACUUUUCAAGAAGACAAGUCAAAACAGGAGGAGACAUUUUUAGCAGCUCAGAGGGAUUACCUGAACACAACACUGAAAAAUAUGAUUGCAAACAACAAGAGAGACAUCGCAGAAAUGGAGAGGGAUUGCCUCAACAAGAAGCAAGAAUUCAUCAGAGCACGUGAGUCUGCAUCAUGGAGCAUGGAGGAGAACCAUCUUUAUGAGAAGCACCAGUUAAUGAAGCAGCAAUUGAAGGAUCAGUACUUCCUGCAGAGACAUUUACUUCUAAAGAAGCAUGAGAAGGAAACCGAACAGAUGCAGCGCUACAAUCAGCGAAUGAUCGAGAUCCUGAAAUCUCGGCAGCAGCAGGAGAAGAACCGACUGCCUAAGAUUCAGCGCAGUGAGGCAAAGACUCGCUUAGCCAUGUUCAAGAAGAGCCUCCAUAUCAACUCAACAGGGAACUCCUCAGAUGACAAAAAGAAAAUCAAAGAGUUUUCUCUGCAGGAGGAAAAGCGGCAAAAGGCAGAAAGACAGUUUCAACUGCAAAAGCAUGAAAACCAGAUGCGAGAGCUGAUUGGUCAGUGUGAAGGCAACAUCAGAGAGCUGAAGCAGAUGCAGAAUGAAAAAUGUCACAUGCUGGUUGAGAAUGAGACUCAGAGGCUCAAACAUUUGGAUGAGCAACACAACCAGCUGAUGAAGGAGUGGAAGGACGAGCUGAGGAUCCGAAAGAAGGCUAUUGAAUACGAGCUUGAUGUUAAGAAAAAAGACCAGGAGGCUUUCUUCAGGAUGAGUGAGAGUUGUGACUGUUCGGACCCCAGCUCUACUCAGAGACUCUCCAAGUUUGUGCCUUACUUUGACUCCUCCACCAUAUGAACACAAAUACUGCAGUGAUGCACAGUAUUUACUUCCCACAACACACACACACACACACACAGGCAUGUGUGUUCUAGAUGCCUGCUGCCUCCAUUAUUUGUUUUCUCUGUAUUGACAGAACUCCUGUUGGAUUUCUACAUAAUUAGUGAAUAUUUAUGUUUUAACUUAUGUUUGAAAGCUUCUCUUUAAAAUAAUAGGAUUGCUAAUUUUCUGCUCCCGUUCUGCUCCUGAAUGCAUCAUUUCUCCCUUUUUAAAUCUGCUUCUUCAUGCCCUCGAGGUAUGCAUGUGGAUGAUAGGAAGCAGUUAUUUGUUUAGAAAAUCAAACCAUGCCAAAUUUAUGUUUCAGUGUGUAUUUAGGAAACAUCUGCAUUAUAGUUAGAAUGAUGCACAACCAGGACAAAAACUAUUGAGUGCUGUUAAACUAGCAAUGAAUCACUUUUUGUUUACUCCAAACAUGAUUUACUGACUCCCCCCUCAUUCUUGUUUGGUUUGACUCAUUUUAUCCAUAAACUCUGAUGAMUGUUACAUAGCUGCCAAAUUAUUUAUUAAUUACACAUUUAAAACAUUCAGAAAGAGGCUGYACAUCUUUUAAUUAAGUCAAAUAUUUCUUUGUCUAGUAUGAAGGAUGGGCUUUUAGUUUUUCUAUUUCUUUUUGAAGAAGGUUAAAUCCAAAACUAGAAUUUAAGAUAUUUCGUAAUAAAUAUUUUUGCUUCUCUUAUUUUAUCGAACAAGGGAAUUUUCUGUCAUGCAGAUGUUUUUUUUUUUCUUUUUUACUGUAUAAUCAGUUACACUGGAUGGGAACUGACAAAGCCAAAGCAUAAUACUGUUUAUGUUGUACGAGUGAUUAAAAAACUAUUAAGUGUACCAUUAUUAUAUCAAGUGCAGUAAAUAACUGCUUGUUAACUAAAGUGCAAUAUUCUAUGUGUCUUCUAGGUUUACAGAGGUUUUGUUUUCUUAAAGGUUGCUUUCCUUUGCACUGAGAGAGAAAAUGAUAUAAAAAAUUCAAUAAAAUAAAUUUAAAAAAUGUGACAUUUAACAAAGAAUCAUACUUUAAAUACAAUUUAGAAUUUUUGUUCCUUCAAAACUAAUAAUUUGUGGGCUUUUUUUCCAAUAUUGUAUUUGAACCAAAGGUCUACGUCUUUUUAGUGUUGUGCAACUAUUCAGUUUGCUGUUUAAUCCUCUACUGAAACUUGUUCCCACGUGGAGAGAAAGUAGUUUAGAGCAGUUUGGCCUGAAGACGUGCAUCAAAACUGGUACAGCUUAGUGUCUCACUUGUUUUCUGAAGAGUAUUUAAUUUAAAUAAGGAACAUCUCUUUUUUUUGUCAUGUUUAAGGCUUUAUGUCUUCCUCUGUGCCUCAGUUUACGUAAUGUUUGUGUGGAGGGGGUAUGAGUGUGAAUGAAUUUGUAUCAGAAGGAACCACUGAUGUAAAUAGCUUCAAUAAAAGGCCUUUUUUUCUAA